Culex pipiens pallens (northern house mosquito) is the source of this 2402-nucleotide messenger RNA. RefSeq lists its product as uncharacterized. The record is from RefSeq and is a predicted model, not a curated record. Gene Ontology annotation, molecular function: zinc ion binding. The transcript is spliced from 8 exons. The coding region runs from base 358 to 1989 and encodes 543 amino acids. NCBI's taxonomy places the organism in Eukaryota, Metazoa, Arthropoda, Insecta, Diptera, Culicidae.
GCGCAGACAGAUUGAACGAGAGAAGGAGCACGUUAAUUACCUUUGAGGGAGGAACGGAAGGGACGGAUGGUUCCCCCGUCGUAAUCUCGGAGUGUCCUCAUUUUCGCAAUGGUGGAGGAAUUUCGCGACGAAAGCGAAUCUCGAUGACGUUUUCGGGUGGACAGUGACUGCGGUUGUGUGCAACAAAUGGACGGAGAGUUAAUUUUAGAAUGGAAUCGUCAUUAAUUGGAUCGUUCUAGAGUGGGUGCUCUGUGACAGUGUGUUGAAGAAGAGUGUAUUUGAAGCUUUCUAGCAUUAACUGAACUAAUAUUUAUAGUGGGAGUUGCUGAUAAGACUAGACUUCUAAUGUAAUAUAUUAUGGUAUCACGCUUCGAACGCCUAAUGGGGUGCGCCUCGAUCCCGCUCGGACAAAGCCCGCCCGAGGACGACAACACGCAAUGCUCGGGCCGGGGUGACUGCCUCAACGGAACCUGCCUCUGCGAGAUCCGCUACAGCGGGGACGAGUGUUCCGGGUUCAAUCUGCCGUACCAUGCCGGCAUUUCGUCCGUGUUUUACUUUGUCGCGUUCAUCUCGCUGGUCCAGCUGAUGAUCUGCAUCAUCGCCGAGUACCAGCGGCUCAAGCAGCCCAGCUUUCUGCGGGCCUGCCGGCUCACGACGCAGAAGCUGCUCUACUUUUUCGUCUUUAUCGCGUCGGUGCUGCGCGGGGCGUACUUUACCACACCGGAAACACUCCAACCGGCGUGGGUUUCUUAUCUUAUGUCGGCGUACUAUCCGCUCGUGAUGACCUGCGCCUCGCUCGUCGUCUGCCUGUGGGCUGAGAUUUUCCACCUGCGCGACAUCCGCUGGGAGCGGUCCCAGUUUCUGUCCAAGAGCUUUCUGGGCUUCCUGGCGUUCAACCUGUUGCCGUACAGUUUGUUCCUGGCGGAGAUUGCGUACUCGCACCUGUUUUCCGGCCGCAGCACCAACUUCUUCAACGGCUGUUACGCCGCCCUGCUGCUCAUCGUGGUCAUCUUCUUUCUCAUCUACGGCGUGGAGGUGUUUUUCAAGGUACGCGGCGGUUUCGUGUACGACUUUGGCACCGUCCCGAACAGCGAGAAUGUGAACGCCAGCCAGCUGCACCAGUCGCGCUUCGGGCUGCUCAGCCAGGCGAUUAUGCUGAUCGUCAUCAUCGGGUUUCUCACGUCGGAAACGUUGGGCGACUUUUGGAAGAAGAAGGUCCCCGUGUACUCCCGCAACUGGCACGACAUCGUGUUCCGGCUGGCGGAGGUUGGCGUCGCGCUCUGGUUCCCCUGCUGUCUAUGGAACUCGAUGGCCCCCGAACAGCUGUGGAUUCUGAAUCCACGCAAACUCCUGACGCGCCAAAUCGACCCCGUCGCGGGUUGUUCCGGUGCCGGUGGGUCCGCCGGCGACGAGCCGGAAGCGUCCACGUCCACCGCCGAGGAGGGCCAGUCGUUCCUGGCGAAGAAGGACUGCUGGAUCUGCUACGACAGCGAAAAGCUCGAACCGCUGAUCCAGCCGUGCAAGUGCACCGGGGACGUCAGCUCGGUGCACCACGAGUGCCUGCGGCGGUGGCUCGUGGAAAGCUGUGCCACCUCGGACACGGUGCUCAAGUGCAAGGUGUGCGAGUCGCCGUACGAGAUCGAGCGGUCCAAUCGCCUCGACUGGGAGAAGGGCUUCACGAUCCAGCACUGGGCCAAGACGAUCAUCAUCGUGACGCUGAUGUGCAUCACGGGCGCCGGCGCUUGGGUCAUCAUCCAGCUGAACGAGGACUCGUUCGUGCGCGUGCUCGUCGCCGGCUUCGCCAUCAUCAUCGGGUACAUCCUGUUCAAGAUGCUGGGCGAAAACACGGUGACGGCGAUCGAGCGGGCCAAGGUCAGCUCGAUCAACAUUGUGACGUCGGCGUCGGAUCUGCACUCGGCCUCCACAAGUGGUGGCAGCGGGGUGCACGAAAAGCUCAACACGAUUUGUCAGGACGUGGAGUGCAAGUGAGCGAGGAGCGAACGAGUGUUGAUAGGUGAGAAAUAACAAACAAAAAUAUCUGUGACUGAAAACCCCCCAAUCGACGCAAAGCAGAAAGGAAAGGACAUCAUCGUGAGUUUAGGUUUUUUUUUUUGCUAGUCGAUAAGAAAAAGUUUAUCGAAUAAGUUAGUUGUUUUUAGCGCAGAGACGUACGCGGUGGUAGGAAGCUAUUCACAGUUUAGCUUGAAACGCUCACACACACACAUUUAUAAAUAUUUAACGACGACCCAAAACAAUACCUGAAACUUGUUUUAAGAGCAGCCGCGUCCUGCAAAGUUUGCGAAUAUUGCGACAACUCUCACACUUACACAACACACACACACGUAUAUAAAUAGCUUUUUAUAUAUACUUUUAUAAGAGAUCAAAUGGCGAGUUUACACACA